AGCGGCCGAGCGCCGGGCAUUCUCGUUCGAACCUCGUUGCCGUUCAGACGUGUGCGCGACGUGCUUGGCUUGUGCGAACCUUGCGGCACCCUGCGGCCCUGCCCCGACUCGUGUGUUUUAUGCCCCAGUGCGUGGACCCAGUGAAGAAAGUGGUUAACUUCAUUUCCUGACUCCGUCAUCACCAUGGGAAUCAACAACCGCUGUGCUGAGAGCAAGGAAAUGCGAGAGAUGGCAUCUCGCAUUUGCAGAGACUACCUCCAUGGUGCUUGGAAGCAGGUUUCAUCUCAUGACAUAGUGCUGAAGCGCAUCAGUGGUGGUCUGAGCAACUGGCUCUACCAUGUGUCUCUUCCUGGUGGUGAGCAAGCUCUUCGAGGAAAUGAACCAUCACAAGUUCUUCUUCGUCUCUAUGGAGAGCUCCACGGAGGAGAACAUGGUGUUGAAGGUCUUAUCACCGAAUCUGUUAUUUUUACCUUACUAUCUGAAAGACGGUUGGGACCUUGCCUACAUGGUGUUUUCCCUGGUGGACGAAUUGAGGAAUAUAUUCCUGCUAGAUCCCUGAAAACUGCUGAGCUUGCUGAUCCCAAGCUGAGUCCUUUGAUUGCUGAAAAGAUGGCUGAAAUUCAUGCAAUGAAUGUACCGAUUAGCAAGGAACCGAACUGGUUGUGGGACACUAUGAACAGAUGGCUUCAGAAUGCAAUGGUAACCUUAAAGGACCCUGCUCCCCACACCACUCCUCGAAAUGCCCACAUUAUCGCCAAUAUUGCCAAACUAGACCUUGCUGCUGAAGUGAAAUGGUUGAAGAAAUUCCUCACACGCGUAAAUUCCCCUGUUGUUUUCUCUCAUAAUGACAUGCAGGAAGGGAAUAUCUUGUUAGUGAAGGACUGCAUCCCAACGAGACUAGUACUCAUUGACUUCGAAUAUUGCUCAUACAAUUAUCGUGCCUUUGACCUGGCUAACCAUUUCUUGGAGUGGACAUACGAUUACACAUUGGAAGAAUUCCCUCACUACAAAGCUGGUCGCAGUGAUUAUCCAUCACCUGAGCAGCAGCUCGCCUUUGUCCGGGCGUAUCUGCAAACUGCUAGACAACAGAGAGAGCACAACUGUGGUGGAACAGUUGACACUAUGACCCCCGGCCAACACCCCACCGAGGAGGAAGCUGUCCUGCUGAAGGAAAUCCGUGCAUUCACUCUCUCCCCUCAUCUUCUGUGGGGGUUGUGGAGUAUUGUCAAUGCAACUGUGUCACAGAUCCCCUUCGGCUAUUGGGAAUAUGCUGAAGAGCGUCUGAAUGCUUACUUUGAAGCUAAAGCUGCUUUUUCAUCAAUGUGCGAUUCUGUUGGUGUGAAGAGGAAGACUGAUGAUGUGGAUUAAAUUCUACUAGCUGUAGAAUUAGACUUGUCUUUUAAGCUGUGAUGAAAAUCAGUAUAUUUUCUUUAUGAAUUUAACUCUUGGCAUCUAAGAAAUGCACUGAAUCUCAGUAAUUUGCUAUAACUCUCACACUGUAGUGUAUUUCAUGUGCAUUUAGAAAGCUCCUUAAUUUAUUUCUUCAUUAAUUCAUUACAUUCGAUGGUCAAAGCAGAUGGCCUUAUAUUUUAUUUAAUCUCAUCACUGGGAUGAACAAAAGUGAUAAUGGAAGACAGAUGUGUGAUCUUGAAUGAAUGUUAAUAGUAUGAAUGUGUGUUGCAUGUGCGAGUGUGUGUGUACUGACCUGUUGUGAACAUGUAGUGAACAUGUGUAAUUUAUUCUAGUGCCCGAUUCCGAAGAGAGUUUUAUGAGUGAGUCGGUUUGGCGCGAGUGCCAAUACGAUGCUUGUGUACCUUACUAUGUGUAUAGUCCUGAUCUUGUUUUUUAAAGCCAUGUAUAAAUGAUUUUUGCCUUGAUCGUGCUUUUUAACCUUAUUUCUCGUUUUUAUUUGCACACAUUUUGUUGUUAAUUUGAAUAUGAAAUUUAAUUUUAUUUAGCCGGUGAAGCAAACUUAAAAUAAAAUGUCUAGUUAGUGCUACACUGCAAUUAUUGCAACAAUGUGAUACGCAUCAUGUAAAUUUUCCACUGGGCAAUCCAUAUGCCUUGUCUUUUCCUCUGCUUUCUUCUUUCUUUCUGUCUCCAUGUUGACUUAACCGUGUUUCUAUUUUCUUCUUCCUUUUUCAUCAUUAACUUUCUUCAAUGGCAUUUGAGUUUAGAUUUAUUUGUGUUGUAUUCAUGAGUGAGGGCCAAGUCUGUGAUGUGUAUUGUUAAAGCUCUUUUCUAAGCAAAAGGAAAAACAGCAUUUACUGCCAGUUUUUGUUAAAGAAGAGUUUAUGUGUGAGUGUCCUACUUUUGUUAAUUUUCCUGUUCAAGGAAAGACAGUGCUUUAUACAUAUUAAGUUUACUUUAGAGUGCACUUUGCGCUGUGAUUUUGCAACAUACCUAAGACAUUUUAAAUGCAUCAUCUGUAGCAUUUACCGAAUUAAAUUGUCAUUCAACCAACA
Thrips palmi is the source of this 2465-nucleotide messenger RNA. Its product is annotated as choline/ethanolamine kinase. Gene Ontology annotation, biological process: phosphatidylethanolamine biosynthetic process; CDP-choline pathway. Gene Ontology annotation, cellular component: cytoplasm. The transcript is spliced from 8 exons. Bases 184 to 1368 code for a protein of 394 amino acids. The record is from RefSeq and is a predicted model, not a curated record. Lineage: Eukaryota; Metazoa; Arthropoda; Insecta; Thysanoptera; Thripidae. Gene Ontology annotation, molecular function: ethanolamine kinase activity; choline kinase activity.